AUGAGAACAUUUACAAGUUUCAAUCAGCCAUUAUUAUUUCAUGGCUCAAGGGCGGUAUUGAACAAAGAAAACAAGGAUCCAGAGAAAAAGCAGGAUCAAGAAGGAAAUAAAGAGAAAGAUGAGGAGAAAUCAAAACCAGAAGAGAAGGAACAGGGCAAGAACAAGAAGAAGGAUAUGGAUCAAGACGAGAAAGAUAUUCGAGACCAAAUUAGAGAAAAUCUCAAGAAAAAGAACCCUAAUCUAGAUCCUAAUAAUAUCAAAAUAUACCAGCUCGAUAACAAGUCGCUAGCUCGUGCAUUUGCAGGGAUUUUUUUCUUUUCACUUUUCCUUACAUUUCUCCUUGCGUCAAACCAACGAAACGAAAACGAGUUAUCGUUCCAGGACUUCAAGACGAACUACCUUGAGCGUGGUUUAGUUACCAAGUUGACGGUUGUGAAUAAGUUUGCUGUUGAGGCCCAGUUAAUUCAAGGGGCUGUAUCGGAUCAAACGUUCCAGACUUUCAGCGGUCACCCAGCUGUAGUUUUCACCAUCGGAUCGGUCGAAUUUUUCGAAGAGGAAAUGAGUAAUAUUCAAGAAAGUUUGGGGAUCCCAAUAGAUGAAAGAUUACCUAUCUCAUAUGAAGAAAGAGGAUCGUGGAUGAAUUACAUUUUGCCAAUUUUGCCUACCGUUUUAUUAAUUGGUGGUUUAUGGUAUAUGACUGUAAAAAGAGCGUCUUCCCAAGGUGGUGCAGGUGCUGGUGGGCCAGGUGGUAUUUUCAAAGUUGGAAAGUCGAAAGCCAAAUUAUUCAACCAGGAAGCUGAAGUCAAAAUUAAAUUUAAGGAUGUUGCUGGAUGUGAGGAAUCCAAAGAAGAAAUUAUGGAAUUUGUGAAGUUUUUACAAGAUCCUACGAAGUACGAAAAAUUGGGUGCCAAAAUCCCAAGAGGUGCCAUCUUGUCAGGUUCCCCAGGUACCGGUAAAACCUUGUUAGCAAAAGCGACUGCUGGUGAAGCAGGUGUUCCUUUCUUAUCUGUUUCCGGUUCCGAGUUCGUGGAAAUGUUUGUUGGUGUCGGUGCUUCUAGAGUUCGUGAUUUAUUCAAAACUGCUCGUGAGAUGGCCCCGGCUAUCAUUUUCGUCGAUGAAAUUGAUGCUAUUGGUAAAGAAAGAGGUAAUGGUAAAAUGGGCGGAAAUGAUGAAAGAGAAAAUACUUUGAACCAGUUAUUGGUUGAAAUGGAUGGGUUUGACACCGGUGACCAUGUUGUGGUCUUGGCAGGUACUAAUCGUCCAGAUGUUUUGGAUAAGGCUUUAUUGAGACCUGGUAGAUUCGAUAGACAUAUUUCUAUUGAUAUUCCUGACGUCGAAGGUCGUAAAGAAAUUUUCAAGGUUCAUUUAUCUAAAUUAACUUUGAAAUGUGAUGAAGAUAUCAAGGCUACUCAAAAAGAUGUUGAUUUCAACAAAUACCAAGAAUUAAAGGCUGAUGCUAUUAACAACUUGGCAGGCAGAUUAAGUGCUUUGACUCCUGGUUUUGCUGGUGCUGAUAUUGCUAAUUGUUGUAAUGAGGGUGCUUUAAUUGCUGCUAGAGAAGAUGCACUUUCUGUUGAUACGCAUCACUUUGAGCAAGCGAUUGAAAGAGUUGUUGCAGGGUUAGAGAAAAAAUCUCGUAUCUUGAGUCUUGAAGAAAAGAAGACUGUCGCAUAUCAUGAAGCUGGACAUGCCAUCUGUGGUUGGUUCUUACAAUUUGCCGAUCCAUUAGUUAAAGUCUCUAUUAUUCCAAGAGGUCAAGGUGCCUUAGGUUACGCUCAAUAUUUACCUAAAGAUCAGUAUUUGGUUUCAAAGGAACAGUACAAACAUAGGAUGAUUAUGACAUUGGGUGGUAGAGUUAGUGAAGAGUUGCAUUUCGAUACAGUGACUAGUGGUGCAUCGGAUGAUUUCAAGAAAAUCACGCAAAUGGCUCAACUGAUGGUAUUGAAGUUAGGAAUGUCAGAUAGCAUUGGUAGUAUUUAUUACGAUACGGGUGAUAAUGAGGGCGGAUUUAAAGUUCAUAAUAACUAUUCGGAAACUACCGCAAGAUUGAUCGAUACUGAAGUUAGAAAUUUCGUAGACGAGGCAUAUGAAGCUUGUCAUAAAUUGUUGACUGAAAAAAUCGAAUUAGUUGAUAAAGUAGCUGAAGAAUUAUUUAAAAAAGAAGUAUUAACAAGAGAAGACAUGAUCAGACUUGUUGGUCCAAGACCAUUCCCAGAACGCAAUGAUGCCUUUGAUAAGUAUAUUAAAGGUAAGGAUGCUUUCAAGGGUAAACCAAAGAAUCCUAAUGCCGAAGAAAAGACCGAUAAUUAG
Messenger RNA from Debaryomyces hansenii CBS767, 2310 nucleotides. It is a transcript of the gene AFG3, whose product is annotated as AAA family ATPase. Gene Ontology annotation, cellular component: membrane; m-AAA complex. Gene Ontology annotation, biological process: protein-containing complex assembly; mitochondrial protein processing. The transcript has a single exon. Bases 1 to 2310 code for a protein of 769 amino acids. NCBI's taxonomy places the organism in Eukaryota, Fungi, Ascomycota, Pichiomycetes, Serinales, Debaryomycetaceae. Gene Ontology annotation, molecular function: ATP-dependent peptidase activity; zinc ion binding; metalloendopeptidase activity. The record is from RefSeq and is a predicted model, not a curated record.